Messenger RNA from Sabethes cyaneus, 1782 nucleotides. RefSeq lists its product as uncharacterized. The coding region runs from base 211 to 1692 and encodes 493 amino acids. The record is from RefSeq and is a predicted model, not a curated record. The transcript is spliced from 5 exons. NCBI's taxonomy places the organism in Eukaryota, Metazoa, Arthropoda, Insecta, Diptera, Culicidae.
GUGAUUCGAUUCCACGAUCCGUGAAUGAGAGUCUGUAACCUAACUGAAUUCGUGGGGUGGGCUCUUGGGAGUUGAGAUAGAGAGGUCUAUUUCUGCACCACGCUGUCUGUUGUCGUCAUCGCUAUUGUCUUUUCUUUUUUUUUGCUUUUGCUACCAUUAAAGAAAUAGAUUAGGGUGAAUGUAACUCUAGUGCCGACUAAACACUAAUACAUGGAGGAGAGAAGCGUUGUAAUCGAGCGUGGUGUCAACCUGAUUAAGUGCUGCAAAGUACCACGUUUAACCCGCAGCCUGGAUGAUGCACAACUACAACCGGCAACAUUUCAAACUUUUGUGACCGUUUUAAACGACACAUUGCCCAAAAUAUUUGAUAUGAUCUCUCAAUACCAGGAGCAGUUACUCACGCACGAUGAAUUCAAUCAGGAGAAUCUGGAAUUUCGGAGUACGUUAGUUCUUGUUGUUAUGGAACAACUAUCCGAAUCUGGAGAAAUGUACCACUUCUUCCAAACAGAACAUCACUCGCUCAGGGAGCAGAUUUCUCGCAUAUACGAUCAAGGUAUGAUGCACCACCUUAUUACAGGUAGUGAGGGCGACCCAGUGCGGAAACGACUCUUGGAACAUUAUCAACAAGUUCUAUCCGGCAAAGAGUGGCUGUUCCACCCAGCAGAUGUACUUAGCUUCGUUCGAAUUUGCGAAUUUUUGUACCGAAACUUUUCGGUAACUGCAAUCGAAUUGCCGCAGACAGUUGCAUCUUUCGUUCUUUCGGUUGGAAUAUCCCUUGCCGAAUAUUAUGAUCCAGACUAUGAACUUCUUGGACUACGGUUAUUUAAUGCAUUACUAAAUGUCUCGUACAGUGCGAUGCUGAAAGAAUCAAACAUUCAUGAGGUGGUGUUCCAAAAUUCCUUUAAGCUAAAUGCUAAAUCAAAGACUGAAUCAUUUUUAAAGGAACUUUGGCGGUGCCAUUAUCAGUAUAUCAAAAUUGCACAAGCUGGAAAAAUCAAUUUCAGUGAGUGGUCUGCAAUCGACGAUGUGAUGGAGGCGUUGCUAGAUGCUUUGGCUUUUGAACAGAAUCUAUCUCUUUCAUCAAUACUCCUACUGUACCUAUUGAAGUUGCUAACAAUUGAUCUACCUGAUUUUUUGAUCGAUGAUUUAGACGAUAUACAAGCCAUAGGCAGUAGGUGCCAUCUGUAUGAACCGGUACUAGAGCAACUAAGAAAGUAUUGCUCACUAGAGUUUCACAACAGACGUUUUUACCGAUGGCAUCGGAGGAUGGUUUCAAUGCUUCCGUUUGAGUUGGAAAAGUCUUGCGGAAUUAGUCGGGAUCAUGGAAAAUAUAUGCACGGCGUUAAUCUACUCUUUGUAUUAGUUGUAUUUCCCAUCGAAUCAGAAGCAGUCGGACAAUUACUUGGUAUGCAGACUGCAUUAUUGGAUUUCAUUAUAGCCUUCAAACGGCAUAUGCGCGAACAAUAUGCCAGGAUACAAGCAUUGACGGGAAAAUGUGAUUUCUUAUAUUCACUAAAGGCAUCAGUAUCAUGUGAUAAGUCAGUGGCCAUCUUCGCCAGGAACGUUGCUACAAAAUAUUUUGAUAAAAAGUCGGAAUUUUGGAAAGUAAUCGGUGUGACCGAGACAGAAGAUUCAUAUCAGGAGGAUAGAAUUUUCUACGAGUGCUUGAAGGAAUUACAAAACAGAUGCUAGUAGCUGCCAAGAUUAAUUCAAUAAAGUUUGAGUUUUACCCAAAUUAGCGUUGGAUAAUAUGCCGAAAUGUUUACUGAUCAUUCAACGAAA